Kalmanozyma brasiliensis GHG001 is the source of this 6630-nucleotide messenger RNA. Its product is annotated as Signal transduction response regulator, receiver domain protein. Gene Ontology annotation, biological process: protein autophosphorylation; phosphorelay signal transduction system. Lineage: Eukaryota; Fungi; Basidiomycota; Ustilaginomycetes; Ustilaginales. The coding region runs from base 1 to 6630 and encodes 2209 amino acids. The transcript has a single exon. The record is from RefSeq and is a predicted model, not a curated record. Gene Ontology annotation, molecular function: histidine phosphotransfer kinase activity; protein binding; phosphorelay sensor kinase activity.
AUGCAGGCCACAGGGGGCAUAGUUCCGGGAGGUUCGGGUUCAUCCGACAAGCUGACUUUGCCUGCGCAGCAGCCAGAUAGCUCUGCCCAGCUCUCAUCGGCAUCUUCCUCCUCUCGCUCAGCACAUACAUCUUCUGCCGAAUCGAUGCCCGCUGCCAACCGCACCACAAACACGCCCAGCUCUUCCACCUCGCCGCAGCCUUCCAAAAUCGCCAGGAUGCGCCUGCCCACUUCCGAUCUCGAUGAAACCAGCAGUGUCGGCUCCAACGAUCCUCUCGUCGCCGCCAAGGUCCACAUCAAAAGCGCCAUCUCUUCGCCUCGCUCUUCCGUCUCGUCCUCUGGCGCCGUACGAAGAGGUGCAUGGAGGGCCAUGGGCGCUGCCUCUUCAGCCUCGGCUUCCCGCAGCUUCACGCACGGCCAACGUGCUGAUUCCUACGCUUCUUCCAAUGCAUCCGAGCACGGCGCAGAAGACCUCCUUCCCGGCGUUGCAAAUCAGAGUGCACAGUCGAGCUCUGUUGUGUCUGCCCCUAGUCCUCCCCCUUCAGAUCCCUCCGUCGUGGAUCAAGACGAGGGCGAGGAGAGCUAUCGCGACAAUCCUCAGGAACUCUGUGUGCGCGACCACCCAGCAUGGCAUCGAAUGCGAGAUCAGCCUAGCGUUGCCGCCCCCGGUGCGCUCAGCUAUCUGCCUUCCGUACCUGCAACGGUCACCUCUGGCUCAGUGGACGAGGAUGGCUCCUUCGCCCGUCGCCCGUCGGACACGAAUCAGCAUAGCGAAGCUCCUGCCUUCUCGCAUCCCUUCCGGGAGGCAGCGUCGUCCGCACCGCAAGGCAUUCCCAGUUCAAGUCAAGCGCAACCUCCUUGCUCGAUACCGAUCGCAAAGGACAGCAACCCCGUCGGAGCCAGCGAAAGCGACGGCCUGUCGCGGUCCGUCGAGGCUGGUGCUUACGACUGGGCGAAUUUCGUCUAUGCCUAUGCGCGAGGUCGCUGGAAUCCCGGUCUCAUUCCGCAACCGCCCGGUCAGUCGACCGCGUUCCCAGGCGCAGCCACUCGCAUCAACACCACGCAAGAGCCAUCUGGCGAGCUGCAAGCCACUGCUGCGGAUGUGCUCAAUCGCCGCAGACCUUCACUGGAGUAUAUCACGUCAGACGCGGCGAGCCAGGGUGCCACCGCCUCGCAGCUGACCAACGCGCUCAACUUCGAGGCCCACAGCCUUCCUCUGAGCGCACGAGGUAGUGUCGAUGGCACCACGGACGCCGGUGAUUCCAAUACAGUCGCUUCCCUGCCCCUCGAUGCAAUCGGACAUGCGCCCAUCAUUGACGGCCCACUGGACGACAAGACACCGCUACGAUCCCAUGCGCUCGAGUACAUCUCAUCUCCCGGCAAUGACGCGCCCGUCUCCGAUGCGGCCCGAGCCGCAGAGUCGAGCGGCGCAGCGGGUAAGGUGAUGGAUCCCAACGUCCUCAAUGCACUUCGCGUACCUUCCGUGAGCAUGUCCUCUGCCAUGCGCAGGCCCACAGACGUCGCUGAGAACGCUGCAGCAGCACUCAAGGCUAAUGCCGACGCUCUCGACGGCCACACCAACGACAACGAGGAUGCACAGCUUCCACAGAGGGCCAAGACGGUCCCCGAGGGCUUGCCGACCAGUGUUCUGCACGGGCAGCUACCCUCGCAAAUCGAACACGCAGGCUUGGCUCCCGCCGCGCAACUGAAGGCAAAUCCAUCGGCUGCUCGUCGCCAAAAGUCCGACUCCAUCCUUCCAGAGGUCCGAGACAGGCCAGCGUCUGCCAAGCCGGUCUUUACCGACGAACCUGGCAAACCGGUAGUGAGCACACCAAUCAGUGCGAUUCCCGACCCGUUGCAGCGCUCCACUCCGAAGAAGGAUAAGAGCUCUCUGGCGAACGAGAUUGUUUCGCCCAUGUCCAAGCCCCACGCCGAAUCAGCGGAUGUACCCCCAGCAACAACAAAGUCGAAGCUAGCAGAUGACAUCGCCAAAGAUCCCAGGGCGACCUCGGCAGACCAAGACGUGUUUGCAAACGACAAGGACGGACAAGAAUCUGAUCCGCUCAGCAGACCUGGUCCGACCCCGAUCCAGAGCCACAGCGUCUCCAGACAGCCUGUGGUGUGGCAAUCGGCGCCAGAAGGCUUCUCCACCUUUGCCGAGGCCAUGUCACGGCAGGCAUCGGGCGCUGCUGCGAACGACUCCAAAUCGCCUCUUGGCAACGAGAUCACCAUUGACAAUGUCACCGUCGCCGGCCUGCGUCGCGCUGCGCGAAGGACGAGCAUGGAGAGGUCGGGGGGCGAGAUGGACCGUGCUCGCCUGGACGGAGGCCGCAACUCGAGAGGCUCCCUGGUCUCGCACAGUGCCAGCUUCCCAGGCAGCUCGCCUAGACCAUCGAUCUCAGGUCCCGGCGGCCCGCGCGAAGGCUUGCAAACGCUCUCUCAUCUGUCGAUGGGCGCCAACUACUCGUCCUCCAGUGGCUCCGUCUCGGCCUCUGCUUCGACCAACAACGGUCCUACCGUUAAUGUCGCUCACUUUGUGGGGGGCAAGCAGAGCGGAGAGACGCGCAUCGACCUGCGCGGAACUGUCACAACCUCGCCGGGCAUUGCUGUCAAGGACGUCGAAGACAGCGUUGCUGGUAGUUCAAUCCCGCACGAUGUCAGUGCAAAAGACGUCUCGCUGGCAGCCAACGCAUCGGCGACGAGACCGAGACCCGCAGCCACCAGCACAUCCUCACAGCGCAUCCAGUCUUACCUUGCAGCGGGCAAGCGUGUCGAGCUCUUCUACCGUGAUCAUGGCUACCUGCCGUCCAUCCUUCCGCCCCACGAGGAGUCGCGUCUGCAUGCCCUCUCGCGCUACGGCCCGCCCAAGAUCGCAGGCAAUCCCAAUUUUGAAAGGAUCGCUCAUCUCGUCAAGCUUGUCUUCAACUCCAAGAUGGUGCUCAUCACGCUCGUCGGUGAGAACGAGCAGAUCUUCCAGGCGCAGAUGGGUGGAGGCGGUGAGAUCACCAUCGCAUCGCUGCAAUCGCUUGCCGGUUCACGCAAUUGCUCGUUCUGCUCGCACGCCAUUCUGCAAGACAGCGACGAGCCCAUCGUCGUCUUCGACGCUGCCAAGGAUUGGCGCUUCUCCGGCAACCCGCUCGUGCAAGGCUCGCCCGACAUCCGCUUCUACGCCGGCAGUCCGCUUCGCACCUCGGAUGGUCUCAACAUCGGAAGCCUGUGUUUGAUCGACGACAAGCCACGCGCCGAGUUUGGACCACGACAGCGUCAUACGCUCAAAGAGUUUGCCCGCGUGGUGAUGCGCGAGAUGGAGCUGCUGCGCGACAGAAUUCAGUUCGGGAUGCGCGAUCGCAUGCAACGCUCCGUCGAACUCUUCACCAAAGAAUGCCUGGAGAUGGACUCAGAGGACGGCGAAACGGGGACGGUGGCCACGGCCGGAGGAAGCAUCGGUACGCACAAGGUCUUCCAGCUCGCCGCACAGAGCAUGCGUGAGGCGCUGCAAGCGUCCGGAGCGGUCAUCUUUGACCUCUCGCACUUUGAGCUCAUCGACUCGUACGACGACGACUUUGCUCCCAACGAUCUCGGCACGGGCACCAGCAGCAAAAUCUAUUUCGCCAACCCGCUUUCUUCGCAGGACAUUGGAGCGGCAGCAUCGAGUCCCAGCAACGACAUCGAGGCCGGAGAUGGUCCUGACACACCCGUUGGUGCAUCAGGUCACAGCAAGAGGAUCGCUCGAGAACGUCACUUUGACGGCACCACCGGCGUCGAGACAUUCCGAAGUCCGUUCCCCUCGCCGGCGGGAGAGCAAAACGCAAGAGCCAAGCGCGUUCCACCCAUGAGCGUGCUCGGCGCUAGCGAGGCAGUUGGCGCGCCCCCAGAGCGCAGCGAAUCGGUGCCACUGAGUCACCACAUCCAGAUGGCCGAGUUCCUGCGUCUGCAUCGCACGGGCAAGUUUUACUCGUACGCGCCACCUCCUUUCCGCUCCCUGCUGCCCCACGGCGUGACUGGCCUCUUGCUGGUGCCCAUCUUCGGACUCAACAAGCAGCCCUUUGCUCUGAUGUGCGCUUACAUUACCAGCUCAGAGCGAUCGAUCGCGCUGGAAGAGCUGCAGGUGAGCGGUCUUCAGUACCUGCGAGCUCUGGGCAUGAUCGUGCUCAGCGCCAUCCUCAAGAAGGACAUCAUGCUCGCCGACAAGGCCAAGAGCAACUUUAUCUCCAACAUCUCACACGAGCUGCGUACGCCGCUCCACGGUAUCCUCGCCGCCGCCGAGCUGCUCGCGGAGACAAAGAUGAACGCCACGCAAGGAUCGUACCUCGAAACGGUGGAAGCAUGCGGCAAGAGCCUGCUGGAGCUGGUCAACCACGUGCUCGACUUCACUAAGCUCAGCGGCAACACACGCUCUGGUCAGCGAUCUAUCCAGACCAAGAACAAGUGUGACAUGGUCAAGCUCAUUCAGGAGGUGUGCGAGAGCAGUUGGAUCGGUCAGAUGGCACGACAGGUCGAAAGCUCCUCUUCGGGCAUCGGCAGCGUGUACGCUCCGCCGGCGGGCGGCGCAUCGAGCGGCAGCAUGGUGCAAGCACGAGCAAAAGCGGCACGAGACAGCAAGGUCGAGACAGUCAUCGAUAUCGCGCUCCGAGAGGAUGGCUGGCUGGUCAACUGCGACACGGGCGGUAUCCGUCGUGUGCUCAUGAAUCUGAUCGGCAACUCGCUCAAGUUCACCUCGGCCGGCUUUGUUCACGUCUCGCUGCGUGAGGUGCAGAGCUCCAAGACGCACAUCAUGAUCGAGCUGGCCGUCACGGACACCGGUCGCGGUAUCUCGCGCGCGUUCUUGGAGGAGCAGCUCUUCCACCCCUUCACGCAAGAGAACCCUCACGGCACAGGUACGGGUCUCGGUCUGUCGAUCGUCAACAGCAUUGUGCAGUCAGCCUCGCUCAACGGCAAGAUCGACGUGUGGAGUACGGAAGGCGAAGGAACCGAGAUCCGUGUCACCUGCGAGCUCGAGCUUUGCGGAGAGGAAGACAUCGAGGGACCCACCUACAAGCCCGCGGUCAACGUCCAUCAGAGCUACAGCGUAGCGUUGCUCGGUUUUGACGAGUCGCGAGGUGACCAGGAUCUGCGCCACGCCCUCGAAGGCUACUUCCUCAACUGGUGGGAGUUCAAGCUGUCGGAGCAGACUACGAUCGGCGAUCACAUCAAGCACAGCGACGUGCUCGUUCUCAACGACGACUUGGCGCUGCUCAAGAAGAUCAAGGCGGAGCGCAAAGGAGAGCUGCCGCCGGUCAUCUUCCUCACAGCCAGCCGCGGCGAGUCCGAAAUUGCCAAGGCGUGCGAAGAUUACCACGCAGCGGGCGGUGUGGCCCGCAUCUUGUUCAAGCCGGCGGGUCCCGCCAAGCUGGAGAGCGUCGUCGACUUCUGCCUGCAGUGCCUGGAGCGUCGACAAUCGGGCGAACCAGCCUCGUCGGAGGAGACCAAGCCCAGCACUCCCUUGCCUUCGCCGAGCGAAGCAGGAGCUGCGUAUCAGCAGAUGGAGAAAGGCGACAGCUACUUUGCGCCGCGCCAGAGCCGGCCCGACAUCCAUCGCAUUCCUGGACACGAGCUUGGCUCUUUCGACACCAAUGCAUCGAUCACUCCGCGCGCGGAGGUCGAGAUGGAGAGAGCCACAGGUCGCGAUGACCCGCGUGCAUCAGCAAACUCGCACAAAGUCGCAGCAACGCACCCCACACUGGCGGAAGGCGAUGUCAAGAAUCGACGACCGACGCUGGACCCGGGCAUCGAGCGCAUCCGCUCGCAUUACAUGUCACCUGAUCCACCGGGCAGCUCGUCCAACUCGCUGAUUCGUCGACACUCAACGGAAGCGCGCAUGGAUGCGGCGCACGAGGAUGCGUCUAGCUCGAACACGCUCAAGCCGAGCCGGCCGCUGCUGCCAGCUCGCAGCAUCACGUAUCACGAACCGCGUCUGCACAAGCAUGUGCUCAUGUCGCCUAUGGGCGGUCGCGACGGCGAGGCGGAUUCGUACUUUGAUCGCGUUCCGACCCCCAACUCGGCACACACGCCCAACACGCCAGGCUCGACGGUGUCUCUGGAAGGAGGCGAUGGAGCUGUGCUCAAGAGUGCGCUUGCAUCGACUCGCAGUGGCAGCAGCAUGCUGAGUAACAGCGUCAGCGGCAGCGGAGCCUCUCGCAAGCGCAUGCAGAUCCUGUCGGUGGAAGACAAUGCGAUCAACCGCAAGGUGAUCGCCGCGUUCCUGGCCAAGCUGGAUGUCGACUUUGUCGAGGCGACCAACGGCGAGGAGGGCAUCGAGCAGUUCUCGCGCUACCCGGCGAACCACUUUGACGUGAUCCUGAUGGAUCUGUCGAUGCCUGUGCUGGACGGCAUUUCUGCCAUCGCUGCGAUCCGCAAGAUCGAGAUGGAGCGAUAUCAGAACACUAGCAGCGGCAGCUCGCAUCGGAGCAGUUCGGGCAACGCGGCGCCCAACAAACCACCUUCGCGGUAUCGAGCCAAGAUCUUUGCGCUGACGGGCCGAUCGACGGACGAGGACAAGCGACAGGCGUUCCAGACGGGUGCCGACGGGUACAUUGUCAAGCCGCUCAGCUUCAAAGUGCUCUCUUCGCUGCUGAGGAUGUUGAUGCGCUAG